Molecule: messenger RNA, 1045 nt
Organism: Rubroshorea leprosula
Lineage: Eukaryota; Viridiplantae; Streptophyta; Magnoliopsida; Malvales; Dipterocarpaceae
Source: the annotation of a GenBank genome assembly
AUUAUUAUGUGCAUGUUUUUAAAAGCAUGUUUUCCUUCUCCUGCUCUUUAUCUGAAUCUGUUCAACUCUCUCUCUUAAAUUUCAGAAGGAUGGAACAAACGCAAACAUUGAAAUGUUGGUAGGAAAUUUGGUACGUGGAUAUUGUGACGGAGAAUUGCAGUCCAGCACUACAUGGGCUACACCAUUGACUGCUGGUGCCAUGGAUUCUACUGCCACUGGAGGUGGAAUGGGCACCCCAUUUGAGGCACCAACAAGGGAGUUAAAGAGGAAGAGAGAGGAAGAACUGGCCAAAGCUCGAAAGGGCAAAAUACCUACAACUGCUGACAAUUAUACUCUACCUCAUAUCCCGAUUGGUGGUUCUCAACCUAGUGAGCUUAUGGCUAAUGCUCCCCAGACUGCAUGUCAAUCUGUCCUCCUAGGCCAUAGCAGUUGGAGAGUGGCACAACAGAUUGAGGAGCCCAAAUGGAUUAACCUUCCUGAUACUUAUGUUCCUAAGUGCCCAUCUAGCCAUGGACCGGACCAGACACAGUUGCCAGAAUUUGAUGUUCCUUCAUGGACGACAGUGGUCAUGUCAGGAAUUGGCUCCCAGGUGGUUCCCGUGAGUGUAGGCUGCUACACCGGGGUAGGUAUUUCUAUGAUGCUGAACCAAAUUAUGCCAGAGAUGCAAGAGCGGAUGCAGCGGAUGGAGGAUACUAUUAAUGCUCUUCAGAGUUCUGUUCUAGCAGCUCUUACACAGUUUGGAUCCUGCCCACAGGCAAAUGCCCCUACUAUCUUUCCUACAGAGCCUCAUCAUGACCCUCUUGGCAUGCAAGAAGGAACUAAUGAUGCUGCUGGAUCCUCUGGUGGUCCCACCACCCAGUCCUUCCCACACAAUGAAGAGGUUUAACUUUACCUUGAUCCUACUUGGUGCAGGUAAGGAAGGAAAUAAUAUAUUUAUUAGGAUUUUAUUAUGAUUAUGAAUAUACAGGAAUUAAAAGGAAAUAUUAUUAGUAGUUUAUAUUUAUUAGGAUCUUUUAUUAUUUUUCAAUAAAGAUUUAAUUGGGAG